AUGGAGGCCGACGAACGGGAAGAAGUGGUUGAGGAAGUCAGUGAGGAUGUGGUGGUUUCGUCCGAAGAUUCGGCCAUAGAAGUCAGCGAUGCGUGUGAGCGGGACCUCAGAGACCGCAGGGCAGACGACGACAAAGUGGUGAAAGACGAAGAAGUCACCGACAGAGAAGAUGACGAUGACUUCGAUGAUGAUGAUGAUGAUGAUGACGAAACCAGUGACGACAGAAUUGACGAAGAAGUGAAUGAGCUCGAGGUGGAGCUUCUGAUGCUAGUACUGGAGCUGGUGCUGGAGCUGGUUUCGGAGCUGGUGGAGCUGGUGGUGGUGCUAAACGAAGACGAGCUAGUGGAAGAUUUCACAGUCAGCGAAAACGUGCUCGAUGACAGAAAAAUGGAUGCUGAAUAG
This is a messenger RNA of Meyerozyma guilliermondii ATCC 6260, 402 nucleotides long. RefSeq lists its product as uncharacterized. Bases 1 to 402 code for a protein of 133 amino acids. The record is from RefSeq and is a predicted model, not a curated record. The transcript has a single exon. NCBI's taxonomy places the organism in Eukaryota, Fungi, Ascomycota, Pichiomycetes, Serinales, Debaryomycetaceae.